ACGUACCAUGGGCUGAUAAACCAAGGAUCUACAUGUUACUUGAACAGUGUGCUGCAGGUGCUGUUCAUGACUGAAGACUUCAGAGAUGCUGUGACAAGGAACUCUAAAGAAAAUCCUCACACUGAGUUUCUUGAUCAUCAUCUGAAAGCCUUAUUUGAUGACUUACAUAACUAUACAGCAAACACAUAUAAAAUAACACAGAAGCUGGGCAUCGACAACGUGUAUGAACAGCGUGAUGCUGCAGAGUACUUUGAGAGGGUUUUAAGAAUGACCAGCACUGAUGCAUCAAAGAUCUUCCACGGUCAGUUAGCAAACAAGACCACCUGUUCUAAAGGACAUAUACAGACUGACGGAGAUGCACCGUUUUGGCAUCUUCCUCUUUCACUGGUGGAUUACUGCAGUAAAGACUACAGUGUGGUGAAGGGCAUUGAAGAGUUUUUUAAACCUUCAGAUUUCUGUGGAGAAAAUCAGAUGUACUGUGAGCAGUGUGGUGACAAAGUUGAUUCCACAAUGACAGAUGUAAUAAAGCAUCAUCCAGAUGUUUUGUGUCUGAUGCUGAAGAGGUUUGAGUUCAACUAUAAUUACAUGUCAUACAUCAAAAUCACCUGUUCUGUGGAGGUUCCCUACACCCUGCAGAUACCAGAGAGUCAGACAUAUGAACUGUAUGCAUUUGUGGAUCAAUUUGGUGAUCUGAGAGGAGGACAUUACAGUGCAACAAUCAAGAUCCAGGAGGAACAUGGAGACAGAUGGUAUCAGUUUGAUGAUACCAGGGUCACAGAGCUUGAUUAUCAGCCAUUCCAGCUGGAUAACACUGAGAGGUCCCAGACUGCAUAUCUUCUGUUUUACAGGAAAAAGAAAGAUACUGGUAUUCCAGAGUCCACAGAUGUGUUCACCAGUGAACUACUUACCAUCAAUAAUGAAUAUGAUCAGAGACAAGAUGGGAAAAAUAAGAGAAAGAGAAGGAGAGAGAGGGAAGAGACAGACACCGAAGGUUAUCCAGAGGCUGCUUGCUGCAGAGAAGCAGAUGGAUCAUGUGGCUCAUCCUCUGGACAAUGAAGCAAAUGAGGACAAUAGAAGCACUGGAUGUGAUGACCUAUAUCAUAAAAAUAUAGGAUUGUUGUUUUAAAUAUGUGACGAUCUAAACAAAAAACAUGUGAUGAUAUUAAUAGAAUUAAUAGAUAAUAAAACAUAUAGAUGAAAAGGCUAAAGAUAAGCAGUCAGAGAGAAAAAGCCAUGCAGAGCAUCCAGCUGACACUGUUAGAGAGAACAUAUGUGAACAUCAGGAGAAUAAAGAAAAAACUGAAAAUUAUUACAGCCCUUGUCCUAAUCAUGCUGAGGAGGAGGAGGAGGAGAAAACAAGAACCGAUUUUCAACAUGACACAAAAAGAAAGAUUAUUGGUGAUAAACCAAUAGCAGCGAUGUACUGUGACACAUUUCAGGAUAAAGAUAAAGUUGAUGAUAGAAAAGAAAACAUACUAAAAGUUGAUCAGCGUCAUAAACAUGGAAACAGACACAGUGAUACACUGAACAUACAGGAGAUGAAUAAUGUCAGUGAAUGUUAGCAUGAAGAGUCACUGAAACCACUAAGAUAAAGCUAAGUAGCCACAGUAGAGACAAAGAAAAUUAUUUAUGGCACAGAUUGAGCAAGGUGCU
Pundamilia nyererei is the source of this 1653-nucleotide messenger RNA. RefSeq names its product putative ubiquitin carboxyl-terminal hydrolase 50. NCBI's taxonomy places the organism in Eukaryota, Metazoa, Chordata, Actinopteri, Cichliformes, Cichlidae. Gene Ontology annotation, cellular component: cytosol; nucleus. The transcript is spliced from 10 exons. Gene Ontology annotation, biological process: protein deubiquitination. Gene Ontology annotation, molecular function: cysteine-type deubiquitinase activity. Bases 67 to 1056 code for a protein of 329 amino acids. The record is from RefSeq and is a predicted model, not a curated record.